GUCUUCAUCUUGAAAGAUUCGCACGACCAUCCAUGCACUGCAAAAAUGGUUGAGAAAAUGAGAGCAGGGCAGUGCAUACAAGAGGCCGGCAGUCCUGAUGCACACCCCAUGCCAAAGGCAGAAGGAAAAUGAGACAUGGAAAGAUGGAAAGACAGAAAAAGAGAAACCCCGAGCGAGCAGUGGGUAAGUCUAUGCGCGAGAACGCCUUAAAGCUCUCUCAGUCGCUUAAACCUCUCCGCAUCAUCCCGAUUCCCUAACAUGCACCGCCCCAAAUACACCAACUGCAGCAAAGGCAUAUCAAAGCACAUCACCGGCGCCCACACCACAUAUGUCUGUCUCUUUUGCAUAUCCAUGCUUCGAGCCUCCAUACCGUGGCUACAACAUCACCCACAUGAGUGCCACCACUGCCAUCCCGCCCCACCAUGACUUGCUCGUAUGCUUCGCCGCGUUGGCAGUAGGCUGCUCGUGAGCUUGGACUGUGAUGGUGAUCUUGGUCUUCUUGUCGUCCACCCCCUCCAGUAUGGCCUUCAUAGUGGCAUUGCUCUCCCACACCGCCGGCCCCUCUGUGUCCUUCGUUCCUCUCCCCCUGCCAGGCAGGAUGCAGGCAUCCGUGUGGCGGACGUAGUUGCCCUGGUGAAUCUGGAUGUACUCGAAGCCCUCCACAUUGAUCAGCUCGAUGCGCGGCAACUUUGUUCCAUUCUCUCCCCCAUCACGCCGCACAAAGCCAUCGUAGGUGCCGGUUGGAAUCUUCCCCUUCUUUUGGUCCUCGAGCUCGAGCGUGUGGCCGGAGGCGGUGUUGACGCCCGAGCAUUGAAAAGUCCCCAUGCGAGCAGAGAUGCCGUUGUGCGUUGUGGGUGAUUCAUCCCGCGUGACGACACAAGAGAGGGUAGGAAGGCAGCUGCAGGCGACGAACCGGACCUCAUAUUUAGUGAGGGGCUCCUCUGGGGUGAAAUAUUCCACCUUGUCUCCCACGCGCAUCGACAGAGCUAUAUCACGAAUCCCAUUGUCCUCGGGAAUCUCAGACACGAGUCCCUCCCUUCGCUCUAUCAUAUCUUCGGCACCUGCAGGUAGCGACGGCGAUGAGAUGAACCCUGGAGAUAGACAAGACAGAUACCAACCAACGACACAUGGAUGGAAGGAGACAGAUAGGCUGCAGUUGCUGAUGUCUCUUUCACUCACUCACAUUCUUCGAAGGUCACAGUAUCAGUGACUUUCGGUGAUGGCCCGGGCAACCCCUUUGGCUUCCCACGAUCCGAGUACCAUAGGUAGUCCUGCGGCACGAUACGAUAGCAUAUGUCACCCUUUUCAGGUACUGUGAUAGGAAUGCUCUCAGGACAGGGAGUCUGCUCGCCAUAUUGGACUGUGACGGUGAUUUUGGUGGUCUUGUCGUCGACCCCUGUCAGUAUGGCCUUCAUGGUGGCUUCGCUAUCCUUCACCAUCGGCCCCUCUGUGUCAUGCAUGUCUCUUCGUGUGCCAGGGAGAAUGCAGGCAUCCGUGUUGCGGACGUAGUUGCCUUUGUGAAUCUGGAUAUUCGUGAAGUUCAGCACAUCCACCAGCUCGAUGCGAGGGCCCAGGUUGCUGGAUCCCGGAUCAUGCCUCACAUAGCCAUCAUAAGUGCCGGUUGGAAUCUUCCCCUUCUUUUGAUCUUCGAGCUCGAGCGUGUGGCCGGAUGCGCUGUUGACGCCCGAGCAUUGAAAGGUCCCCAUGCGAGCCGUGAUGCCGUUGUGCGUUGUGGGUGAUGCGUCUCGCGUGAUGACGCAAGAGAGGGUAGGAAGGCAGCUGCAGUCCACAAACCGCACAACAUGACGUGUCCAGUUUAAGCCGGCGUCUUCGUCAGCGAUGCACUCCAACAUGUCUCCUACGCGCAUCGACAGAAGUCCCUCGCGCAUCUCAUACGGCCACCCUCUCGUAAAGUCAUACAUACGCAUAACUUCAGAGGUUGGAAUUCUGUCUGACCCUGAGAAGCCUGGAUGCAUUUUGCCAUCAAUCCCUGCAGGUAGACAGAAGAGACAGAAGAGACAGAAGAGACAGAAGAGACAUGGACAGAGCAGACAUGGCAUCCAACAAUAUAUGUGACAAUGCCUUUCUCUUUACUCACAAUGUUCGAAUGUCACAGUGUCAUUGAGUGCGGGUGUUGGCCCGGGUAGCUUGAUUGCUCCACGGCUAGGAUCCCAGUACCAUAAGUAGUUCUGCCGGACGACGCGACAACACACAUCUUCAUACUCCCCGAUAAGACAUCCAACUUGGACUGUGAUGGUGAUGUUGGUGCUCUCAUGUACACCAUCUAGUAUGGCCUCCAUAGCGUCUUCACUGUGGGUCAUCAUUGGCCCCUCUGUCUCGUCCAUUCCUGCCCACUCCCCAGGAAGGAUGCCACCAUUUGUGUCGCGGAUGUAGUUGCCUUUGUGAAUCUGGAUGUGCUCGAAGCCCGGGACAUCUCUUAGCUCGAUGCGAGGACCAAGAUUCUUUUUUCCGAGAUCACGCCGCACAAAGCCAUCGUAAGUGCCGUUAGGAAUCUUUCCUUUCUUUUGGUCUUCGAGCUCGAGCGUGUGGCCGGAGGCGUAGUUGACGCCCGAGCAUUGAAAGGUCCCUAAGCGAGAGGUGAUGCCGUUGUGCGUUGUCGUGAAUGGAUCGCGGGUGAUGACACAAGAGAGCGGCCCAGUAGUUUCAAUUUUGAUGGUGAUCUUGGUUGGUGUGAUGAUAGGGGGGGCCACGCGAUGAAAGACAGAGCUGUCGUUGAAAUGAUUCAGCCGCUCUAGUAUGGCCUUGAGAGCGUCUUCACUCUUGGUCACCAUCGGCCCAUAUUCGUCAUUCAUUGCUCUUCCCAUACCAAUGAGAAUAAUUGAGUGUUGGACGAUGCUCCCAUGGCAAAUAGAGAUGCGGUCCCUCAGACAGACUUUCCAUUGAGCCCACCAGUCGGACUGGCCCGCAUGACAUCCAUCCGCCACCAGAUCGAUACGAGAUGUCGGCGCUAAGCCAUACCCAAAGUUAUCUUCAUUCCCAGCGAGCAUGCGGAACCCAUCAUAAAUACCGAAAGGUAUAUGCCCAUGAACUCCGGGAGGUAUAUACCCGUCUUCGAGCGUGUGGCCGGAAGCGCUGUUGACGCCCGAGCAUUGAAAUGUUCCCAUGCGAGCCGAGAUGCCAUUGUGCGUCGUCAGGAAUGGGUCGCGGGUGAUGACGCAAGAGAGGGAGGUAGGAUUGAUAGCCACCAAUCGAUCUUCCCAUGGCCCACCGCCGCCAUCCCAGACACCCUGAAAAAACCUCUUGCACUCUUCGAAGUCUCCCACACGCAUCGACAGGAACACGUCAAUCUCCCCCCCAUGAUAACGCCAAUAAUGAUAUAGGCGACCACCCCACAUUGCCACAAAACUUAGGUCCUCAACCUCUGGCCUUUCAUCUGGACGCCCUGAUGAAUGAUGGAAGCAAAGGAUGAAAGGCCGUUACCGAUAGGCUGCUCUUUUACUUACAGUGUUCAAUCGUGACCGUAUCGUUGAUUUUAGGUGUGGGGCCGUUGCCCCGCCGCACGAUGCGACAACACCAUACAUACUGUCCGAUAGGCUUCAGCUCGUGGUGGGGGUAGAAGCCCUCAGGACAGUGAGUGUUGGACGUCACGUGGGCAGCUGCACCCGCCUCUGAUGGACAAAAAUGAAUAAUUGGUACAAUGUGAGUUGGUUUGCGUGCCUUCGUGUGACGGUGCUGUUGUCGCGCGUCUCAUUCAAACCAGCCGUGAGGCGGGGAAAGUGGCCUGCACCUGAAGCAGUGACAUCCACACACACAAUGACGGUGUGAGGGCAUCGUGCAUAGUACCCGUGCACGUCAACACGAUGACCACAAGGAAUCGCAUCUUGACCCGCGACG
Vitrella brassicaformis is the source of this 3855-nucleotide messenger RNA. Lineage: Eukaryota; Vitrellaceae. The record is from the annotation of a GenBank genome assembly.